AGAGAAAUGGCUGCUGAACCUCCAUCACUUGAGGAACUUCUGGAAAAGAAGAAAAGAGAAGAAGAUGAAUUGGCAAAGCCAAAAUUUCUGUCAAAAGCCGAGCGGGCCGCAUUGGCUCUGAAACGAAGAGAAGAGGAGGUCGCAAAACUGCGUGAAACACAAAAACAAGCUGAAGAAGCUCGAAAAAAUUGGGGACGCACCGAAAAAACAUCAGACGAUAGAAGAGAUCGUGGACUUGACCGAGGCAAUGAUCGUGACAGAGACCGUGAACGGGAACGUGAUCGUGAUCGUCGACGGGAUCGUCGGGAGAGAAGUGGUUCUCGAGAUAGACGACGAAGGAGCAGGAGCCGUGAUCGUGAUGGUGGAAGGCGUCGAGAUAGAAGUAGAAGUAGAGAUAGAAGGGAUCGAAAUGAUGAUCGGAAAAGAGAUAGAAACGAGGAUAGUGAUAAUGAAGAAGAUGUUAGUAAAAUGGCAGAUGCUGUUAAAGACAGAUAUCUUGGAAAACAGAAGGAAAAGAAGAAAAGAGGACGGAGACUUCAUGAGAAAAAGUUUGUUUUUGAUUGGGAUGCUGGAGAGGAUACAUCACAGGAUUAUAACAAAUUAUAUCAAAGUCGACAUGAAAUUCAGUUCUUUGGAAGAGGAUCUGUUGCUGGAACGGAUGUGAAUGCUCAGAAAAAAGAGAAGAACUCGUUCUACCAGGAAAUGAUGGAAAAUCGAAGAACUGUUGAUGAGAAAGAGCAAGAGAUGCAUCGCCUUGAAAAAGAACUGAAAAAAGAAAAGAAAGUGGCUCAUGAUGAUCGUCAUUGGAGAAUGAAAGAACUUUCUGAGAUGUCUGACAGAGAUUGGCGUAUCUUCCGUGAAGAUUUCAAUAUUUCUAUUAAAGGAGGCAGAGUUCCACGACCUCUUCGUAAUUGGGAAGAAGCUGGAUUUCCAGAUGAAGUCUACCAAGCUGUCAAAGAAAUUGGUUAUCUGGAACCUACACCUAUUCAGAGACAAGCCAUCCCAAUUGGUCUUCAGAAUCGUGACGUAAUCGGUGUAGCUGAAACUGGAUCAGGAAAAACUGCAGCUUUCCUUCUACCGCUGCUUGUAUGGAUCACAAGCCUUCCAAAAAUGGAACGACAAGAACAUCGGGACUUGGGUCCAUAUGCUAUUAUUAUGGCUCCAACAAGAGAAUUGGCUCAGCAGAUUGAAGAGGAAACCAACAAGUUCGGAAAGCUUCUCGGUAUCAAGACCGUUUCAGUAAUCGGAGGAGCCAGCAGAGAAGAUCAAGGAAUGAAGCUUCGAAUGGGUGUUGAAGUGGUCAUUGCAACACCAGGUCGUCUUCUCGAUGUUCUGGAAAAUCGAUAUCUUCUCCUGAAUCAGUGUACCUAUGUGAUCCUUGACGAAGCUGAUCGAAUGCUUGACAUGGGAUUUGAACCAGAUGUUCAGAAGGUUCUGGAGUACAUGCCAGAUACAAAUAUGAAGAAAGAUACGGAUGAAUUCGAUAAUGAAGAAGCUUUGAUGAAGGGAUUCUCAACAAGAGAGAAAUAUCGACAAACUGUCAUGUUCACAGCUACAAUGUCUUCAGCUAUCGAAAGACUUGCCAGACAAUAUCUCAGAAGACCAGCAGUUGUACAUAUUGGAUCUGCUGGAAAGCCUACAGAAAGAGUUGAACAGGUAGUCUACAUGGUUCCAGAGGAUCGUAAACGUAAGAAGCUCGUCGAAGUGCUCGAAUCACAAUUCCAACCACCGAUUAUUAUUUUUGUCAAUCAGAAGAAAGGUGCUGAUAUGCUCUCAAAAGGUCUUACCAAACUUGGUUUCAAGCCAACAGUUCUUCACGGAGGAAAAGGUCAAGAUCAAAGAGAAUACGCUCUGCAGGCUCUUAAAGAAGGAACGAGUGAUAUUCUUGUGGCUACUGAUGUUGCUGGAAGAGGUAUCGACGUCAAAGAUGUAUCACUGGUACUCAACUACGAUAUGGCAAAAUCAAUUGAAGACUAUACUCACAGAAUUGGUAGAACUGGUCGAGCUGGUAAACAUGGAAAAGCAAUCACAUUCCUCACACCUGACGAUACUGCCGUCUAUUUCGACUUGAAGCAGGUUCUGGUCGAAUCGCCAGUGUCAUCAUGCCCACCUGAACUUGCGAAUCAUCCGGAUGCACAGAGUAAGCCUGGAGUGUUUACAUCAAAGAAACGACAAGAUGAAACAUUGUUCUUGAAGUGAUAAUUCUCUUUUUUGUUUGGAAAAUCUCAACAUUUAUAUUUAUUUAUUCAAUUUUUAUAUGAUUGUUCUACCAGAUCUGUUAAAUAAAUACUCCUGACCCCAUCAU
Caenorhabditis elegans is the source of this 2305-nucleotide messenger RNA. RefSeq names its product putative ATP-dependent RNA helicase DDX23 (gene ddx-23). The transcript has 6 exons. NCBI's taxonomy places the organism in Eukaryota, Metazoa, Nematoda, Chromadorea, Rhabditida, Rhabditidae. The coding region runs from base 7 to 2199 and encodes 730 amino acids. The record is from RefSeq and is marked reviewed. Gene Ontology annotation, biological process: mRNA splicing, via spliceosome. Gene Ontology annotation, cellular component: nucleus; P granule. Gene Ontology annotation, molecular function: nucleotide binding; hydrolase activity; nucleic acid binding.